UCGAGCCACUUAUAAUGAUGAUAUUCUUAGCAUUUCCGACGCUUUUCUUUGUGAUUGUUAAUGGCGAUUUGCUCGAAAAAUAUGCCAACGCACCCGGAAACGUAUACCAUGGUAGAUACACCCGUGACAUUCGCGAGCCCGAGUUUCUGGUACCGAGACGAGUGCUCGAGGACGGCAGCUUCAGCACGUAUUCCCUGCCGAAUUUCUACGACCGCCGAGAGAUCAGCGAACGCGGGAAGCGAUCCCUCGGGACGGCCGAUAAAUUGCACCUGGUGCUGCCCUUCAACGGAAUCGAUCACCACGUGGAGCUCAGCCCGUACCAUGAAUUUAUCUCGCCCGACAUGGUGGUGGAGACACGGGGCGCCGGGAUCAGAACUAAUCUCGACGAGGGUUUGAGAUUCAGGAGGGCGUCCGAUCGGCAGUGUCACUAUCGCGGCGCCGUUCGAGGCCACGACAAUUCCAGAGCGGCUCUGUCUUUGUGCGACGGCGUGGCUGGAUACGUGCAAACUAAUCAUGGACGGUACUUCAUCGAGCCAGUAUAUCAGGCGGAACCCGAGGCGGACGGCCGGCAUAUUCACGUAGCUUAUAAACGAAACGCGCCGUUUGAAAAAACAUCCGACGCCUCAUCAAAACGACACUGCGGGACCAGCGACAACUGGGAGUCCGCGUGGGCGGAGCAGUUGGCUAAAAGGCAGAAGCGGCUAAUGGAAAAUAAUUCUCUCAAUGUGAAACGCGAUAACCCGUACACGCCGGGCACGCACAGCAUACACCGUUACAUAGAGAUCGGACUGGUCGCCGAUCGGAGAUUCCUCGACUUUCACAACCGUACCGAUUAUGAACAGUACCUCUUGACGGUCAUGAACAUGGUGUCUGACUUUUAUCACGACAAGUCCGUGGGAAAUCAAAUAGACGCCGUUUUAGUGCGCAUGAUAUACUUGGAAAAGGAGAAAGAAGAGAUAGAUUUGCUCAUUAGUCCGGCUGCCGAGGAUACGCUGGAGAGUUUUUCGAAAUGGGCAGAGAAAAUGAAUCCGAAGGAUGACAAGCAUCCCAAUCACUUUGACAUCGCGGUGCUGGUUACGAGGUACGACAUUUGUUCGGAAGAAACCAAUUGCGACCUGAUGGGUCUGGCGCACGUCGCCGCGGCCUGUGACUCGGCAAAGGCAGCCUGCAUCAACGAAGACAGCGGGCUCUUGCUCGGCAUCGUGAUUGCCCACGAAGUUGGUCACGUCAUGGGUUGCUCUCACGACAAACCCGAGAUCAGCGGAUGCCCAUCGAUGGACACGGAUGAUAGCUACUUUAUUAUGUCCCCGAUCGUCUUCUUAUACACGAUACGAUGGUCGAGCUGCAGCAGGAAAUUUAUAACAGCCUUUCUCGAAAGCGGUUUGGGCGAAUGCUUGACCGACAAUCCGAGAAAUCCUCCAGAGAAAUUAAAAUAUCCGGACAUGUUGCCUGGUGCAAUGUACGACGCUACCUACCAAUGUCAGAUGACGUUUCCCGACUCGCAAGAAUGUCCGCAGCCUCAAGUGAGCGGUUGCGAACGGCUGUGGUGCUUGACCAACUCGAGCUGCUACUCGAAGGGAGCGCCGAAGGCGGACGGAACGAAGUGCGGCGAGAACAAGUGGUGCAUUCACAAGAAGUGCGUGGACAUGGGCACUCGACCGGCCGCGGUGCACGGCGGUUGGGGCGACUGGGGUCCCUUGGGUCCCUGCACGAGAACCUGCGGCGGUGGUCUCAAGUAUUCCGAGAGAGAAUGCGACCGACCGGUACCGGCGAAUGGCGGUAGAUACUGCAUCGGCGAGAGAAAGAAACUUUUUACUUGCAAUACUACGCCCUGCGACCCGACAAAACCGCCGUACCGUGCGAUGCAAUGCUCGGAACACGACAACGAGGAGAUCCUGACGGACGGGCUUCAUCAAUGGAAACCGUACAUGAACCCGAAAUUAGAACCCUGCGCUCUCUACUGCAUCAACGAGAAGCAUACCUACGUAAAGAUCUCUCCGACGGCGAACGAUUCGACACCGUGCAAGCCCGGGACCAACUACAUGUGCAUCUCCGGAACGUGCAGGAAUGGUUUCACGCUGCAGAAAGUCGGAUGCGACUGGGUGAUAGACUCGGACGCGAUCGAGGACAAGUGCGGUGUGUGCAAAGGCGAUGGAACGACAUGCAGCCCGGUAGAGGGCGAAUAUACCGAAACAGUGAAAUCGAGUGCGUAUGUGAAGAUCGUGACAAUACCACGGGGAGCUCGCAGUAUUCAUGUUUUCGAGAGAAAACCCAGCGAGAACAUCCUGGCCGUGAUGCUAACAAAAAAUAAAACAUACUGCAUCAAUGCAGACAACCGCGAGUUUAAGAGCGGAGAUUACGAGUGCGCUGGAACGAUGAUAAUCUACACGCAUCCGGAGCCGGAUAAAGAAGUGGUAGAAAUGAAGGGUCCGAUAUCUGAAGAUAUCGAGAUACAAUACGUGUUCUUCAAACCCCAAGACAAUCCCGGAAUAAAUUACAAGUACUACGUGAUGUCGACGAAUACGUCGUACACGCCUAAGUAUAUGUGGGACUUCGUCGAGUGGUCAGAGUGCAGCGCUAAGUGCGACGGCGGCACGAUGAUCUCCGAGGCGUCGUGCAUCGAGGAGCAGGGCGGACGUGUGACGCCUAACUUCUGCGACGGAAUACCGCGUCCGGAACCGAAGAGCCGCAUCUGCAAUCAGACUCCUUGUCCCGCCAAAUGGCGAGUGAGCCAGUGGAGCAAAUGCAACGCGUGCGACGGGAAGAAAGGCGUGAGACGUCGUAAGGUCCAGUGCGUGAGACCGAGCGCUCGACCGGGGGAGGACGACGUGCAGGCAAAUCUAAACGCGUGCAAAGGUCGCGUGCCGAAGCAAAAGGAAGAAUGCAUAGGUACAAGACCUUGCAGAACGAUGUGUCCCAAAAAAACUCGACAGUCCAACGCGCAAGAGCUUACGGAUGCAAAGGAAAGAGCGAAUUUAUCUUCGGACGAUUGGCGAAAAAUGAUCGACCGACUUGUCGAUGUAGGUCUGGCUCAUUACUUGGAUAAGUCCCGUGACAAGGUGCGCGACGACAAGCUCGAAGGGACGAGCGCCGAUCGGGACUUCCGACGACACCUUUACGACUGGGCGAUGACAAACGAGGACAAGCGUAAGCGCACCUGCGUAGCGGACGAGAGAUUCACCACAAUGAAACCGGGAUCCAUCAUCAAGGAUUCAGUGCCCAUCGAGCGGAUUGUAGUGCUGGAGGCGCCGUACAUGGACGAAUCCCUCCAGUCUAAUCUGUCGGACAAAGCGUUCCACGAAGCCGGCGAUCGCGUCGGCGUUGGCAUCGACACAAGCCAGCAGAAGAUCUACAAGGGCGCGCAGGCGAUCAAGCUUAUCGAACAGUUGGCUCAUCGUGAUUCGACAACGCGUACAACACGUAUUACCUCCACCACCAAGAGCGAUGAUCGCGGCGCGUCAAUCGACGUCGCGUCGGAGGAAAGCCGUUGAGUAGUAAAAAAGUGGAACAUUCGCACGCGCAAUUUACCUUCGUGUCUCGAAUUGUCUCAAAUUAUAUGUAUAAGUUCGUGAAAUAAAUUUAGAUGUGAAUUAAUUAAAAGUUAAAACACACAAGCACGUGUACACAGGACA
Pseudomyrmex gracilis is the source of this 3632-nucleotide messenger RNA. RefSeq names its product A disintegrin and metalloproteinase with thrombospondin motifs 7-like. Gene Ontology annotation, molecular function: metalloendopeptidase activity. The transcript has 18 exons. NCBI's taxonomy places the organism in Eukaryota, Metazoa, Arthropoda, Insecta, Hymenoptera, Formicidae. Gene Ontology annotation, biological process: extracellular matrix organization; proteolysis. Gene Ontology annotation, cellular component: extracellular matrix. The coding region runs from base 15 to 3491 and encodes 1158 amino acids. The record is from RefSeq and is a predicted model, not a curated record.